AUGUCUCUUUUUGAUAGUUCGGAACUGAUGUCUCCUUUUGAUAGUGUGGAACUGAUGUCUCAUUGUGAUAGUGUGGAACUGAUGUCUCCUUUUGAUAGUGUGGAACUGAUGUCUCCUUUUGAUUGUGUGAAACUGAUGCCUCAUUGUGAUAGUGUGAAACUGAUGUCUCCUUUUGAUAGUGUGGAACUGAUGUCUCCUUUUGAUAGUGUGAAACUGAUGUCUCCUUUUGAUAGUGUGGAACUGAUGUCUCCUUUUGAUAGUGUGAAACUGAUGCCUCAUUGUGAUAGUGUGGAGCUGAUGUCUCCUUUUGAUAGUGUGAAACUGAUGUCUCCUGUUGAUAGUGUGAAACUGAUGUCUCCUUUUGAUAGUAUGGAACUGAUGUCUCCUUGUGAUAGUGUGGAACUGAUGUCUCCUUUUGAUAGUGUGGAACUGAUGUCUCCUUGUGAUAGUGUGAAACUGAUGUCUCCUUUUGAUUGUGUGGAACUGAUGUCUCCUUGUGAUAGUGUGAAACUGAUGUCUCCUUGUGAUAGUGUGGAACUGAUGUCUCCUUUUGAUAGUGUGAAACUGAUGCCUCCUUGUGAUUGUGUGGAACUGAUAUCUCCUUUUGAUAGUGUAAAACUGAUGCCUCAUUGUGAUAGUGUGAAACUGAUGCCUCAUUGUGAUAAUGUGAAACUGAUGCCUCAUUGUGAUAGUGUGGAACUGAUGUCUCCUUGUGAUAGUGUGAAACUGAAGUCUCCUUUUGAUAGUGUGGAACUGAUGUCUCCUUUUGAUUGUGUGGAACUGAUGUUUCCUUUUGAUAGUGUGGAACUGAUGUCUCCUUGUGAUAGUGUGAAACUGAAGUCUCCUUUUGAUAGUGUGAAACUGAUGUCUCCUUGUGAUAGUGUGGAACUGAUAUCUCCUUUUGAUAGUGUGGAACUGAUGUCUCCUUGUGAUAGUGUGAAACUGAUGUCUCCUUUUGAUAGUGUGAAACUGAUGUCUCGUUUUGAUAGUGUGGAACUGAUGUCUCCUUGUGAUAGUGUGAAACUGAUGUCUCGUUGUGAUACUGCGAAAAUGAUGCCUCCUUGUGACAAUACGGAACUGAUGCCUCCUUGUGACAAUACGGAACUGAUGCCUCCUUGUGACAAUACGGCACUGAUAGCCGACUUUAUAGGCCGGACUAGUGUGUAG
Molecule: messenger RNA, 1167 nt
Organism: Ylistrum balloti
Lineage: Eukaryota; Metazoa; Mollusca; Bivalvia; Pectinida; Pectinidae
Product: histone-lysine N-methyltransferase 2D-like
Exons: 1
Coding region: 1-1167 (388 amino acids)
Source: RefSeq, a predicted model, not a curated record